CAAAAAACUCCUCUCCCCACCCACAAAAUCCCACACCCACACACACUCUCUUUCUCUCCGGCUCUCCCUCCCCCCCCAUGCUCCUCCUCUUCUGCCCACCCUUUUCAAUUUUUCAUCACUCCAAGAACUUCCCGAUCAAAAAUCUGAGGGAAAAUUAGACAGAACCCCAAGUGAAAACUAUGGCCAGAAGCUCCGAUAAUCCGUCGUUAGUUCAGAGAACCCACCACAAUCAACAAAAUGACGACCUAUCACAACCCGUUCUCGAACCGCAAACCAAUCACACUUCCUCCGCCAACCCGAUUCGCUACGUGCUCCGCGAGCAGCGCUUUAUCUUCGUCCUCAUCGGCGUCGCCAUCGCCGUUUUCUUCUUCACCACCUUCCCGGUACCGAACCCACAAUUACAGUCCGCACAGAACUCAGGUUUUGAAUCCGGGUCGAGUUUUGCUGGGCAGGGUAGUGAUCUGCCGGCCAACCCGACCCGGAGAGUGCUGUUGGAGACGCGGAAUGUGGGCGGGAAGGUGCCGCUGGGGGUGAAGAAGAAGAACAUGAGGAUUGUUGUGACGGGUGGGGCCGGGUUCGUGGGGAGCCACCUCGUGGACCGUCUGAUCGCGAGAGGGGACAGCGUGAUCGUGCUUGAUAAUUUUUUCACUGGGAGGAAGGAGAAUUUGGUGCACCACUUCGGGAACCCGAAGUUCGAGCUGAUUCGACACGACGUCGUUGAGCCGAUUCUGCUGGAGGUUGACCAGAUCUACCACCUCGCUUGCCCGGCAUCCCCUGUGCAUUACAAGUUCAAUCCGGUCAAGACAAUUAAGACAAAUGUGGUGGGAACACUGAACAUGCUUGGACUGGCAAAAAGGGUUGGCGCACGCUUCUUGCUUACAAGCACCAGCGAGGUUUACGGUGACCCUUUGCAGCACCCUCAGGUCGAGUCCUACUGGGGCAAUGUCAACCCCAUCGGUGUAAGGAGCUGCUACGAUGAGGGAAAACGCACAGCAGAGACUCUGACCAUGGACUACCAUAGAGGCCUUGGCAUUGAGGUGAGGAUUGCUCGGAUUUUCAAUACUUAUGGACCGCGUAUGUGCAUUGACGAUGGCCGGGUUGUCAGCAAUUUCGUAGCUCAGGCAUUAAGGAAGGAGCCACUGACAGUUUAUGGAGAUGGCAAGCAAACCAGAAGUUUCCAAUACGUUUCUGACUUGGUCGAGGGUCUAAUGCGGCUGAUGGAAGGAAAUCAUGUGGGACCUUUCAACCUUGGCAACCCUGGCGAAUUCACCAUGCUAGAACUUGCUCAGGUUGUGCAAGACACAAUAGAUCCAAAUGCAAAGAUAGAGUUCAGGCCCAACACAGAGGACGACCCACACAAGAGGAAGCCGGAUAUUUCGAAGGCGAAAGAGCUUCUGGGGUGGGAGCCCACCGUGUCCCUCCGCAAGGGGCUGCCGCUCAUGGUUAACGACUUUCGGCAGCGUAUUUUUGGUGACUCCAAGGGCAAUGAUGCGGGCUCCGCUAUGUAAUGUUUUUGCAUGAGAUUUUUUUACGUAUGUUUGAGGAAAAAAAAGAAAAACAAAAUAAAGAAGAUAUAGAUGUGGAAAAUAAAGUUAGAAUAAAAUUCAGUUUCUGAUCAAUUAUAUGUAUAUGUACCUGGUGUUUAUUGGUUAAUUACUCUUUAAGGAUCAGUUUUUAUA
Molecule: messenger RNA, 1679 nt
Organism: Pyrus x bretschneideri (Chinese white pear)
Lineage: Eukaryota; Viridiplantae; Streptophyta; Magnoliopsida; Rosales; Rosaceae
Product: UDP-glucuronic acid decarboxylase 2-like
Exons: 7
Coding region: 180-1508 (442 amino acids)
Biological process (GO): D-xylose metabolic process
Cellular component (GO): cytoplasm
Molecular function (GO): UDP-glucuronate decarboxylase activity; NAD+ binding
Source: RefSeq, a predicted model, not a curated record